UCGAUGGAGGAUUCACGGAAACAUCUAAUGGUUGCUGCUGUGGACUUUGGUACAACAUAUUCCGGUUAUUCGUUUUCAAUGAGGGCUGACUGGAAAGACAACCCUUUGAAAAUCAGUAACCCAAUAUGGCGGGCAGGAAGUCGACAAUUCGUGUCAGAGAAAACACCAACAUGUUUAUUAUUGAAUAAAAAUCGAGAGUUUGUCGCCUUUGGAUUCGAAGCUGAAAAUAAGUGGAUAGAUUUAUUGUUGGACAAAGAACAUGAGGAAUACUACUAUUUUGAACGUUUCAAAAUGAAUCUACAUAAUAACAAGAAUAUCACAAGUGGUAUGAUGUUAGAUGAUAUAACAGGGACAAAAAAGCUGCCAGCUUUCCAUGUAUUUAAAUUAUCAAUCCAAUAUUUGGUAAACCAUUUGUUAGAUGUCUUGAAAAAACGAGGAAAUUUAGUCAAACAUGACGAGGUUCAAUAUGUACUGACAGUGCCUGCUAUAUGGACGGAUAGAGCAAAACCAUUUAUGAGGUCUUGUGCUGAAGGGGCUGGGAUUCCCUCAAACAAUUUGAUACUUGCACUUGAACCAGAGGCAGCAUCCAUUUUCUGUCAAUUUUUAUCAACUGAAAAAUUAAAAGGAUCUGAACCAGGAUUCACAAUGACAGCCGAAGGGACAAAGUUCAUGGUGGUUGAUCUUGGAGGCGGCACUGCAGACAUAACUGUUCACGAGAAAGCCGCAAAUGGUCACUUGAAAGAAAAACACAGAGCUAUCGGAAAUGAUUGCGGGGGAACAUCUAUUGAUAGAAGGUUUUUUAAGCUUUUCGAAGAAAUUAUCGGAAAGACAACGAUGGAAUCAUUAAAAAAGGAAAGCCCUCUGGCAUAUAUAGAUCUAGUAAGAGAAUUUGAAUCCGUGAAAAGAACGGUUGAAACAGGAACAAAAACUAAAGUUACUAUGUCCAUCCCAGUCGUUGCGCUUGAAACAUCGUGUAAGAAAAUUCACAACAAGAAUUUAGAGUCUCUGUUGGCUGAUUCGUCAUAUUCAACCGACAUAAAACUAGCACAAGAUAAAAUUCGUAUUAAUGUUGAGGUCUUCAAUAAGAUAUUUAUGCCUUCCGUUAAUAGUGUUAUAUCACUUAUGAAAGAGAUUUUUCAAGAUAAAUCACUAAAGGACGUGACGCAUUUGCUAAUGGUUGGAGGUUUCUCAGAUUGUCAACUAAUGCAUGACGCAGUUCGCCAAGCAUUUCCGGAGAAGAAAAUAUUAAUUCCAGAAGAAGCUGGGUUAGCAGUGCUUAAAGGGGCCGUUUUAUUCGGCCAUGAUCCAGAGUAUAUACAGUCACGCAUCAUGCGAUGCAGUUAUGGUGUCAAAACGAAUGUCCCUUGGCAUGAACAAAAAUAUGACAGAAAACACUAUGCAGUUAUGGAAGGACAGGAAAGGUGUGACAAUAUAUUUUCUCUUAUCGUCGUGAAAGACGAAAGCGUUGAAGCAGGAAUGUUAGUUAAAAAAUCAUUCUUUACACCUUUCAAACAUCAAGACAAGAUGGACAUUAUGGUGUAUGUAUCCGAAGAGGCAACGCCAGGAUAUGUCGACGAUGAUACGUGUUCUUUGCUUUGUACUCCGACAAUCACUUUUUCUGACACAUGUGAGUAUAGACGAUGGGUAGACGUAGAAUUUAUCCUUGGAAAAACGGAAAUUGACCUCAAGGCUCACGAUAGAAAUUCUGGGAAGGCGAUAUCCGCAAAAUUUGAUCUAAAUUAA
Messenger RNA from Mytilus trossulus (common blue mussel), 1743 nucleotides. Its product is annotated as heat shock 70 kDa protein 12A-like. Bases 4 to 1743 code for a protein of 579 amino acids. Gene Ontology annotation, molecular function: ATP binding; ATP-dependent protein folding chaperone. The record is from RefSeq and is a predicted model, not a curated record. Lineage: Eukaryota; Metazoa; Mollusca; Bivalvia; Mytilida; Mytilidae. The transcript has 4 exons.